Messenger RNA from Hevea brasiliensis (rubber tree), 2813 nucleotides. Its product is annotated as putative pentatricopeptide repeat-containing protein At1g56570. Gene Ontology annotation, molecular function: protein binding; RNA binding. The record is from RefSeq and is a predicted model, not a curated record. Gene Ontology annotation, biological process: RNA modification. The transcript has 2 exons. NCBI's taxonomy places the organism in Eukaryota, Viridiplantae, Streptophyta, Magnoliopsida, Malpighiales, Euphorbiaceae. Bases 157 to 1980 code for a protein of 607 amino acids.
CGAGGAGUAAUUAAUGUGAUCUCCAAAUGCGAUGAUGAUGUCAUUAAUUUCGUUAAUAUUGGGGAAAAUGGUAAUUUUUCCUAUUUUUUAAGGGUUAAAACUUGAAACAAGGUACGGAAACACUGGAAGGUGCCAUGAUCACGUUACGCGCUAGAAAUGAGUUCAAAAAGGUUACUAUCUAGUACCGCUCGUUUCCGCCCAUUCCCUCCCAUGAUCAAAAACUAUCUAGACUGUUCCCAAAACACUCCCAUUCAGUUAAACACAGCUUACGCACCAAAAGCAUCUUCCUUUUUGGCCACUGAUCUCAUAAAAUCCUACUUUGAAAAGGGCUUAAUCAGAGAAGCACGCUCCCUGUUCGACGAAAUGCCUGACAGAGACGUGGUUGCGUGGACUACCAUGAUUGCAGGGUACGCAUCUUGCAACGAGCACGCCUAUGCAUGGGGUAUGUUCUGUAAUAUGGUAAGGAGUGAGAUGAACCCAGAUGAAUUUACGGUAUCAAGUGUGUUAAAGGCUUGUAAAGGCAUGAAAAGUCUUUCUUGUGGGGUUUUGGUUCAUGGGUUUGCUAUUAAGCACGGCAUACAAGGGUUUAUUUAUGUGGAUAAUGCACUAAUGGAUAUGUAUGCUACUUGCUGCGCUAGCAUGAGGGACGCAUGCAUGGUUUUUCGCGGUAUUGAGUUGAAGAAUCCUGUGUCGUGGACUACCUUGAUCGCUGGUUACACUCAUGGAGGUAAUGGCCAUCAUGGACUUCAAGUCUUCCGGCAAAUGUUACUGGAGGAAGCAGAAAGCAAUCCAUAUAGCUUUUCAAUUGCCAUUAGAGCUUGUGCUUCAAUUGGUUGUCAGAAUUAUGGCAAACAAAUUCAUACGGCAGUAAUUAAACACGGUUGUGAAUCCAGUCUUCCUGUCAUGAAUUCUAUAGUAGACAUGUAUUGUAGGUGUGGUUGUUUAUCUGAGGCAAAUCAGUAUUUCCAUGAGAUGACUCAAAAGGAUUUGAUCACGUGGAAUACAUUAAUAGCAGGAUAUGAAAAAUCUGAUUCUAGUGAGUCUUUUUUUAUAUUUUCACAAAUGGAGUCUAAUGGUUUUAGACCAGACUGCAUCACUUUUACUAGUGUAAUAGCAGCCUGUGCUAAUCUAGCAGUUUUGAGUUGUGGACAACUGAUUCAUGGAGGCAUUAUUUGCAGAGGCCUUGAGGGGGACUUGGCAUUGGCUAAUGCUUUGAUUGAUAUGUAUGCCAAGUGUGGUAGCAUAGCAGACUCGUGCAAAGUUUUUACUGAAUUGUCUUGUAAAAAUUUGGUUUCUUGGACCUCUAUGAUGAUUGGAUAUGGGGCUCAUGGAUAUGGAAGAGAGGUUAUUGAGUUGUUUGAUGAUAUGGUUGAAUCAGGUAUCAAACCUGAUCAGAUAGUGUUUAUGGCAGUUUUGAGUGCAUGUAGUCACGCUGGACUAGUAGACCAAGGCUUGAGGUAUUUCAAUUCUAUGAUGGAUGAUUAUAACAUCAAACCAGAUCAUGAGAUUUAUGGGUGUGUUGUGGAUAUGCUGGGCAGAGCUGGGAGAGUUGAGGAGGCCUAUCGACUGAUACAGAGUAUGCCAUUCACACCUAAUGAAUCUGUUUGGGGUGCACUCCUUGGUGCUUGUAAAGCACAUUGCCUUCCAAAUUUGGGCAAGUUGGCAGCUCAGAAAGUAUUGGAUUUGAGGCCACAGUUGGUUGGGACUUAUGUGAUGCUAUCAAAUCUGUAUGCAGCUGAAGGGAAGUGGGGGGAAUUUGCAAGGGUAAGAAAGUUGAUGAAGGGAACGGAAAUAAAAAAAGAGGUUGGAAGGAGUUGGAUUGAGGUAAGAAACGAGGUUUAUAGUUUUGCUGUGAGAGAUAAGGCGGGUCCUCAUAUAGGGUGGGUAUAUGGUGUUUUGGAGUGGUUGAUUCAGCAUAUGAAUGAAGCAGGUUAUGCACCUUUAGAUUGUUUAACUCAUGACCUGGAAGAUGGGACAUGAAUUGAAGUUGAGAACAGCAAAAAUGUAUUUGAAGCUUCCCAGUUUAUUUUCUGAUUGCGGUAUGUGCCAUUAAAUUAAUGUAAACUCAACUCAACUAAGCCUUAAUUCCAAAAUGGUUGGAAUAGGCUAUAUGGAUCUGUUUUAUCUAUCCUACGCGGUUUAGAAAUAUAUCUUCAGGAAGAUCAAGAUCUGUGAAUGACGUGAAAAGAAUGCAAAUUUGAUACUUUCAUAAAGGGAAAUUUUUUCUCGGGAAGCUUAUAUUGUUAUACUAGCAAGAAGAACAAAUGGUUUACCCCUCUACAGGUAUAAAUAAGAUGUUUGGCAAGGGAACUUCAGCAAUGGGCACUGUUUGUGAAUUUAGCACAUUCUUUUCCAGGAAUAUAUUAAUUUGAACUGCAACGAGGACAGAGAUCAAGAACGUGCCUCCACUAUUUCCACCUUUUCGCUGCAGAAUAUAUAGUCUUCUAAAAGUAGAAAUUCCAUGGAAUAUGUUUCUCCGAUGAAGAAGCAUCUUGGUCGGCUAGGAAGGAAACAGAAAAUGAUGAAGAUGAUGAGGAAGAAGAGGAUGUAACAGGAAGGAUGCAGGAGAGACCAGAUGCGAGAGUCACAGUGGGCGUCACCUAUCAAAUCCCACCAGCUGGGAUUCAUGUGGAGUGAUGAUUGCAGCUCUACGUUUCUGAUGCAUUUUUAUAAAAAAAAGAACUUACCAUAUCAAGACAUUAAUUUUUGAAUAUUCACGAAGAUUUUAAGCUGUGGUAGUGAAUUUGACUGAUAUUUUUUCACCCACCCCUGCAUGAAUGAACCAUCCUCUUGGAAGAUCUUAUAGCAAUGCA